AUGAGAAAAGGGAGGGCGAAAGAGUGAAACGCAUUUUCUCAUUCAGCAGAGGUGUGGGACUUCACCCAGCAUAGAAGCAUCCGGACUGCGACCGUUUGGAGUUUGCCCAGUCGUAUGGACCACAAACUGGGAUAAGGACUAUCAAUACCAGGCGUUAUGACUGAAGGAGUGGACUGACCCGUGAUAGUUUUAUCCCUGCAAUCCAGAGACUGUAAAAAUACAAUAAAACCAUUAGUGACGCCAGAAGAGGCGAAGAUUUGUUGGAUAUCAGCUUGUGCCAGUGGAGGUUAUGAUUCUGUUUUGAUGAUUUGUGAUGACUCAGUUGAUCAGAUUUCUCUGGAGUACACCUGUGUUGUUAUCCAGGUUAACACUGGAAGUUCUCCAAAGAGGAGGAAUGGAGACGUGACGUAAGGACCCAACAUUCAAAAGCUAUUCCUGAUUAGCAAACUAGUCAUCUAUUAUUCCACAAGUUUGCGUGUGUUUGCAUUGGCUUACAUGAGCUUGUUUAUCAGGGUGUGUCUUUAUAGAUGUGUCCAGGUAGGUUAAAAAGGCUUUGUGGGGUUUAAAAGCAGGUGUGUGUUAGUCAGCCCUCCCUCAUCCUCCCUCAGAAUGGGAGAUGAGAGCAGCCAUCUCAUUCGCUGAUCAGAUCACGAACAGAUUAUCAGCCUAGAUGAGCAUUAGAAGAAGUCGAGCUCUGGGGUGUAUGAAUAACAUGUUCUGAACAUGUAGCAAGGUGAAGAACUGGUGGGAAAAGAAGCAAGAAGGCAACUAUUGUUGGUGGACUUUAUUCCAAACUUUUUGGUUGCUUUUUGGACUUCAGUUUGACAGAAUCUCACCAUUACACAGGGCGGUGCAGUAGAGCUGAUAUCACGACUGUAACUUCAACCAGAAGAUAGUGUUCUCUGCUUGCACUGACCCUGAAACGGGAUCAGCCGGAAUGACUUUUAAGGGAUACUACAUCUCUUUCUCUGACUGAACGUGUUGUUAGACCUAUUUGUGACUCUCUCAGUCAGCGCCACCAUGUAUGUGCUGUGCACACUGGUGUUGCUGUCUCUCCACAACCUGUUUAAGAGACCCAAGGUCCAGGAACCAUCUGAACCCAAGGCUAUCGAGGGUCCCGAGCAGCAAAGACCAGAUGUAACCAAACUGGGACAUAAGAAGAGGAACAAGCACCACUUGAGUGAAGGCUCUGGACCACUAGAGACCUCAAGAGUGUCUGGACAGCAUGACUCUGAAAGAUGCUUGGAUGGACCCAGCAAAGCAAGUAAAAGAAGAUCCGUGCACCUGGAUAAUGUGCAUGAGAGGAGGAAGAGAGCACAGCCGGUCCAGCGGUGUGGUCUGCUUGGCCCUGCGGUCAUGUACGGUACACGAAAGACCUGGGACGUCGGCCACACCCCCUGCCUGCAGGAGCUCUGGAACAAAGACCUCUCAUUGGAUGUUUCAGCGAGUUCCCUGGAUAUCCUAAUGAGUGAUGGUGAGGAGGAGAGCUCCUUCCUCUCGUUGCCCAACUCUGUCCUUCAGCGCCACUGUUUGACCUCUGACCUCUCUGAAACAGCCACCUCAGAACAGCAGCAGCUGCUCAUACAGACGCUGCAGGAGAGAGUUUGUGAGUUCCAGGCACGUUUGCGCAGCGAAGACGCCACAAAAAGACUCCUGCUACAGCGACUGCAGACACACGACCACCAGCUCAACCAAGACAUCCACCAGAACGAGGAACAUUCGUCCAUUAACCAAGAACCUCAAGAGCAGCUCAGACUGCAGGACAGCCAGCUCAACCAAGCUGUGUCACCUACAGGUGUGAGGAGCUCUAGUGUUUUGACACAGAGGCCUGUGGAUUUUCCCAGUGCUGUACAUGUGAGUAAAGUUCACUCACAGGAGCAACUGCAAAAAGACGAGGGAGAACAACUCACUCUCAUUACAGGGCUGCGCACACAGGUCAAGGAGCUGGAGGAGAAACUAGUGGAUCAGACGCAGGAGGUGGAGAGACUGCGCUCUGAGCUGGGGGCGACAGAUCUGGAGAAACAGCUCGAGGUGCUGGAGAGUGAGAACCAGCGGCUCAAACAGGAGCUGAGGGCCAGUCAGACCCAGACCACCUGCUCUACUGGCCACUGCCCACACAGCCAGGAUGUGGAGGCCCUGCGCGGAGAGCUGUGUCGUAAGGACGAGGAGUGCCGCGAGCGGGAGCGGCGACUGGCUGCGCUGGAGCAGCAGGUGCAGGAGAGGACGGGUGCAGUAGUUCAGCUGCAGCAGCAGCUGGAGGAGGCGGCGCAGCGCAGACAGGAGCUCCAGCAGCAGCUGGAAGAGGCGUCAUGUCUCAGGAGCCAGAGCGAGGAGCAGCUGACCUCUCGACUUCGUGAUGCUGAGGAGGCUCUGUCUCGCCAGGCUGCUCUGACACCACAGGUCAAGUAUGUAACCAAGACGGUUGAAGUGGAGUCGGCCCAGUGUAAGCAGGCUUUAAUGGAGGCUCAGGGCCGUAAUCAGGCGCUGCAGGAGCAGCUGAGUGUUCAGAGGCAGCUCCUCAGAGAGCUGGAGCAGCAGCUGCAUGAGUCCCAGAGAAGCAGCAGUCAGCUCCGCCAGCAGAUCCUGGUGUAUGAGGGUGAGAUGGAAAGAGCUCAGGGUCAGCUGGAGGCAGAGAUGCAGAGUCUGGAGGAGGAGAAGAACAGAGUGAUCGAGGAAGCUUUCAUCAGAGCAGAGAGCGAGAUGAAGGCCGUCCACGAGAAUCUAGCAGGUGUGCGGAUGAACCUCUUGACACUGCAGCCGGCCCUGAGAACCCUCACCUGUGAUUACAACUGUCUGAAGAGACAGGUGCAGGACUUCCCUUACAUGCUGGAGAAAGCCAUCACCGAGGCAAAGCAGGAGAUCUGUCAGGUGAUUGGAGAGGUGAGCAGUGCAAACCAAGAGCUGCUGCGCAAAUACAAGCGGGAGAUGAACCUGAGGAAGAAAUGCCACAAUGAACUGGUGCGCCUCAAAGGAAACAUUCGUGUGCUGUGCCGAGUACGUCCCGUAUGUGCUGGAGAAACAGAUGCUGCUGAUGCCAAAAACAUAGUGACCUUUGACCCUGAUGAUGAUGCUGUUCUCUACUUGUCUAAUAAGGGCAAGCUCAUGACCUUUGAACUUGACAAAGUCUUUCCCACUCAGGCCACUCAGGGGGAGGUGUUCCAGGAAGUGCAGUCUCUGGUCACUUCCUGUAUUGAUGGCUUUAACGUAUGCAUAUUUGCCUAUGGGCAGACUGGCUCUGGAAAGACCUAUACUAUGGAGGGUGUCCCUGAAGACCCUGGCAUUAACCAGCGUGCUCUGCGGCUGCUCUUCUCUGAAGUGUUGGAGAAAAAGCCUGACUGGGACUAUAAGAUCACCGUCAGCAUGGUGGAAAUCUACAAUGAGACCCUUCGGAACCUGUUGGGUGACAAUCCCAAUGAGAAGCUGGAUAUAAAGAUGUGUCCAGACGGCAGUGGACAGCUGUACGUGCCAGGACUCACAGAGUUCACCGUGGAGAGCGUGGAGGACAUUAACAAGGUGUUUGACCUGGGUCACAUGAACAGGGCGACAGCGUGCACCAAUCUAAACGAGCACAGCUCUCGCUCUCAUGCCCUCCUCAUUGUCACAGUGGCAGGUUUCAACUCUUCCACGGGCCACCGCACCUCAGGUAAGCUCAAUCUGGUGGAUCUGGCUGGUUCCGAGCGGAUUGCCAAAUCUGGCGCCGAGGGCAGCCGUCUGCGUGAGGCUCAGUGUAUCAACAAAUCACUGUCUGCGCUGGGCGACGUCAUCAACGCCCUGCGCUCCAAACACUCGCACGUGCCCUUCAGGAACUCGCGUCUCACGUACCUGCUGCAGGACUCGCUCAGCGGCGACAGCAAGACCCUCAUGAUGGUGCAGGUGUCUCCUCUGGAGAGUAACGUCAGUGAGUCGGUUUGCUCUCUGAAGUUCGCUCAGCGUGUCCGGUCUGUUGAGAUCGGGCCCUCGUCUUCCUCACGCCGCCAAGCAGAGACCUCCUCAACAUCCUCCUCUCCGACUCAUGACAGCGUGGAGCUGGACUCUCCUCCCGUGACCCCUGUGCCGCUCCCCAUCUCAAGGGCCAGCAGCGCAGGUUCAACCCUCUCCUCCAACUCUAAAACCCCCACAACCCGGCGGAGGUCCCACAGUCAGCUGUCCACAGAUAGACAGGUAGACAGAAGCAGCCCAUUGGUUGGGGACGGUGGGCAGGACGAAUGAAGUUGACUGCGUGAGGAACACCUCAAAGAGGGUCCAUCCUCCAAACCUCUCGAGCAGUCAGCUCCUUUCUUGAACGAACCAAUGAAAGACCUUGCUUGCUGCAGGGGAGGAGCUUAACCGGCAAGUCAGGGUUGAUGUUGGGAACUAUAAUGACUGAAGCGACGUUCCUUCUGAUCGGAACGACUAAUGUAAUUUUACGUGAUUGAAAACGAUCAACACUCCCGCUGACCUCUCAACAACACCUGCUGCCUCAGGAUGAGAAGACCCUUCUGAUAUGGCAAAGUAUUUCUGGGCAAUAACGCACUUUAGUCUAGCCUAAGCUGUCAUUUGUAAUGUUGAUGUUACAUAAAUGCGAUUUGAUUUCUAGAUGCUUGAAUGUACGUGUAUGUAUAUAUUCGUGUGUCUGAGCAAGAUUUUAAUUUUUAUUCCUUGAUCUUAAAGAGAUCGUGCUUUUCUUUCUCUUUUUUUUUCUGCAAGAACAAGUAAAUUUCACACCCUAUAAGCUUUGAACAGUUCUGUGUUUCAUAGUGGCAAUAAGAAAUAAUGCAAAUGUUCAAAUCUCAGUAGCAUUUUGUGUUUUUGUAUAUAGAAACUUGAAGGCCGUUGAAAGCCCGGACCGUCUUCCUGAUCCAUGCAUGCAUUCAGCGCUCAUUCAUUUUAGGACAAUCAUUAACAGUUUUUGUGCAGUGAAGUCAAACCAUGACGGUGUUCAGUGUUUGCUAAACAGAACGAGGAUUAGAUCUGUAUAUAGAGAUGCAUUCCAUGUGACCUGGAACGGUUUCUGGGGUCUUGCUUGCUUGUAUUCACAUUGGUGUACAUUUGUAUGCAGUUUUGUUUUUGUACACGGUUUUUAAUAAAUGCUCCAAACCAAACUUUGGGAGAAAUUA
Messenger RNA from Cyprinus carpio (common carp), 5096 nucleotides. RefSeq names its product kinesin family member C3 (gene kifc3). Gene Ontology annotation, molecular function: microtubule motor activity; microtubule binding; ATP binding. Gene Ontology annotation, biological process: microtubule-based movement. NCBI's taxonomy places the organism in Eukaryota, Metazoa, Chordata, Actinopteri, Cypriniformes, Cyprinidae. The record is from RefSeq and is a predicted model, not a curated record.